Molecule: messenger RNA, 1059 nt
Organism: Penaeus chinensis
Lineage: Eukaryota; Metazoa; Arthropoda; Malacostraca; Decapoda; Penaeidae
Product: trypsin-1-like
Exons: 7
Coding region: 327-881 (184 amino acids)
Biological process (GO): proteolysis
Molecular function (GO): serine-type endopeptidase activity
Source: RefSeq, a predicted model, not a curated record
CAACAACUACCACCACAACAACAACAACCACCACCACACCAACAACGACAACCACAACAACAACAACAACCACAACUGCCGCAACGACCACCACAAGAGACCCCAAUACUUUACUUUGCAAGUGCGGCGUGCCCAACAGCGCCAACAGGAUCGUAGGCGGGGCAGACACCGAGGUUAACGAGUACCCGUGGCUCGUGGGGCUUUCCGACCUGGGCGGGACGGACAGGCCCUUCUGCGGCGGCUCCAUCCUUAACAACGAGUGGAUCAUCACCGCCGCCCACUGCGUUUCGGGAGUGUCGCCGAGCAGCCUCCAAGUUCUGUUCAACAUGCACGACUGGAACAACGGGCCGACUCGCAUCAUCAAGAGAUCUGUAGACAGAAUUGUUAUCCACCCAAGAUACAGCAGCAGCACGUACGACAGCGACAUCGCGCUCGUCCACAUCGCAGACAAGGUCAGCUUCACCAACUGGCCUGGCAUCAAGCCCGUGUGUAUGCCUCCUUCGGGCUCGGAUUAUGCCGGCAUGGAUGCCACGGUCACCGGCUGGGGCACCACGUCGUCAGGUGGCACGCAGCCAGAGGUCCUCCAGGAUGUGACUGUGCCCAUCAGGACGCAGUCUGAGUGCCAAGCAGCUUACGGCAGCCAGGUUACCAGCAACAUGAUCUGCGCAGGUUUGCCCGAGGGAGGGAAGGACUCCUGCCAGGGCGACAGCGGAGGCCCUCUGACGGUGCAGGAGGGAGAUGGACGCCACUACCUGGCCGGCGUGGUCAGCUGGGGCAGCGGGUGCGCGCUGCCAGGCAGAUACGGCGUCUACACCGACGUGCCAAACUACCACACGUGGAUCCACAACAUCGCCACCACCGGCAGAUUCUGCGGCCUCUAACAGGCGGUCUUCUGCGUUGGGAUGACGUCAGCGGCGGUUCUGCCAGCGGCCUCGUCUCUGCGUUUCGAUUCCUCGCCCAUGACGUCACGUUUGCGGGCACUUAAGGCUUCAUAAAUCGAGAAGGAAGAGAUCCUGUGGAAACCAUUCCUUGUCUAGAAGAAAUAAAUCAGUAAAAUAA